AUGCGAAAAGUUAACAGAUGCACGCUUGAAGAAAAAGAAAAUAUCAUGUGGGUUUCGAUAGGACAAACGCCGGAAAAUUUAGCACCGUCCUCUAGGACAAAACACAGCGCGACACUUUUAGGAAAUGACGUUUACGUUUUCGGUGGAAGAAAUGGAAAUCUUCCGUUAAAAGAUUUAUGGAAAUAUAAUAUCAAUGAAGGAAAAUGGAAUCAGUUGGAACCGUCGGGUGAUCGUCCGCCAUGUUUACAAGAACAUACGGCCGUCGCUUUUAAAGAUUCCAUUUAUGUUUUCGGUGGUGAAGUUGGAUUUUCUGCAGGUACCGAAACUCCGCUAUGGAUGUACAACACGAAGACCAACACGUGGAGAAAAAUUCGUGGUCACAAGGGUGUUUUAUCCCCCAGGGGAAGAAGGGGUCACUCAGCAUUGAUUUACAAGGGAUUCAUGAUUGUUUAUGGUGGAUAUCAAGAUUUGAGAGGAUCAUCUAACGAGCUUUGGACUUAUCAUUUCGAAACGGAAUCUUGGCAUUUACUUUCCCCGAAGAAAAAAAAAACAUCGGAUGGUUUACCAAAACCUAGCGGAAGACAUAAACACAGCGCCGUUUUACACGAUGGCGCAAUGUGGAUUUACGGUGGUAUGACGGAUUUACAAGAAAAAGGAGAUUUGUGGAGAUGGGAUAUAACGAGUAAACUUUGGUGCAAUAUAAAAAUAAAAACAAAUCCGGGUCCUUUACAUUCUCAUGCCGUUUGUAAAUUACAUAGUUCGAUGUUGGUUUUCGGCGGCGAAAGAAAUGGCGUACUUUUAAAUGACGUAUGGAGAUUUCAUUUCGGAAACAAACCACAUCCCAGAGCGGAAAGUAUUGCUUUAACGGUAUCGGAAUUUAUUCAAGAUGGCGGCGAACCAAACAAAAAUCAAAACAUACCAUCUCAAUCUUAUGAAAAUACAAAAACUUGUAAGAACAACAUCGAUGGUUGUUCAAAUUAUGGAAAAAAUAAUAAAGUCGGUCCGCCGACGGUCGAAAAAAAAUACGUUUUUACAAACGCAACCAACAACCAAAACCACAACAACAAUUACUCGAGUGGAAAUUUAAUAACGAAAAUAUCAAAAUUAUCAUCUCUUAAUUUAUUAAAAAUAAAUCAUAAUAAAUGUAGUUACACGGCAUUGAACAGCAGUCACGACAGCACGGAAAGUUUAUUAAAACCAAAAGAAAAUUCGGAUACUGAACAAACACCGACGAGAAUGAUCAAAUCUCAAAGUGCUAACGUCAUAGUAAACAACAGCAACAACAGCAGCAACAACGAAAAAAAGAAAACGAAUUUUUCGAGUUUGACACCGGCCGCUGAUAAAAUGCCAUUUUCAAUAUUAGAAUCAAACGAAUUUUCAUUGAUCGAUUCCGAUAAUAAAUCAAUAAUAAAUUAUUCGUUGACUCGAGAUCCGACAUCGGUGCCAAAUUUAAAUUCUUUUACGACUCAUCCAUCGGAAAAAUUUGAUAUAAAUGAUAAACUCUGCCAAAGUGAUAGUUACACGUCACAUUUAGUGUCUCUAUGUUGUGAAGAAAAUGAAAAUUUGAAAACAACAUUCGAUGGUAAUUUAUUACCGAAAAGUGCAAGCGUCGUAAGAUUUAAAAAACAAUUGGAUGUAACGGAUUUGGAACUCACGUCGGAUUAUUGCAGCAUAGAAACCGUUAAUAAAGUUAGCGUAUCGAGUAAUUACAGUCAAAGUCCAGGUGAAAUACAUCGUAGGGAUAAUUUAAUUAACGAUUAUCCAGAAUUGAAAUUCGGUAAAAGUACGGAUUCGUCUGUUAAAUUGGGUAAAAGUUCGGGAUUCGGUUUUAGUAAUCCUCAUUACAUGGGACCCGACGUACAAACCAUAUUGAAAUCGAAAGAAGGACAAAAAUGUGCCAAAAUGUUAAAUUCUCCACCCGACAGCGUUUUAGAAGAUACUUCGGGUAAAAUUUUAACGAAUAAUUCGCAUAAGGAAAACGUAGAAAUGCAAAACAUUGGGAAAAAAAUGGCGACGAAUGGUAAAUUACCGCCGCCUCAUCACAAACCGAGAUCCCCGCCAAAAUAUUUACCACUCAAUGGAAAUCCCUACAAUACUACAACCAUACCGAUAACAAACGAUAAGAAAAAAAAAUUUCGUACGAAUUCUACGACGAGACAAUUCGACAAACAGGAUUUGUUAAAUAGUUAUUUGCAAAAAAAUAUUAACGAUGAAUUUUCGAAAAAUGACCCCGUGACCUCUUCCGGACCCCCAUUGACGAUUUUUUUAAUCGGGGGUAAAGAACACGGACAGGUAACAGCUUUUAAAAGGCCUAUAUCUCUAUGGAAAUUGAGAUUAUCAUCAAACGUGCAAUUUUUUAGUGUCACGGUUAUGUCGCCGAUGCUUUUAGCUCUUCUGUGUUGUCUUUUUUUUUUUUUCAAUAAAAAAUUUUUCAUUUCGGAUGAUGAUUCGAUAUUGUUGGUAUGUGAUGAUGAUGACGUUUCUAAUUCCGGUGGAGAAGAAGCCCUGGAAGGAAACAGGAAACAGGAAAAAAAAACUGAGGUACGAUUAAUUAAUUAUUACCUGAAGUUAAACGAAGAUGCUAUAGAACCGUAUUCGGAUGAUGAUGUCGGUGAUUGUACAGGUUUAACAAAUGUUUUAUAA
Pediculus humanus corporis (human body louse) is the source of this 2643-nucleotide messenger RNA. RefSeq names its product kelch repeat domain, putative. The record is from RefSeq and is a predicted model, not a curated record. The coding region runs from base 1 to 2643 and encodes 880 amino acids. Gene Ontology annotation, molecular function: protein binding. NCBI's taxonomy places the organism in Eukaryota, Metazoa, Arthropoda, Insecta, Psocodea, Pediculidae. The transcript has 13 exons.